Molecule: messenger RNA, 2577 nt
Organism: Naegleria fowleri
Lineage: Eukaryota; Heterolobosea; Eutetramitea; Acrasida; Naegleriidae
Exons: 1
Coding region: 1-2577 (858 amino acids)
Biological process (GO): peptidyl-arginine N-methylation; regulation of DNA-templated transcription
Cellular component (GO): cytosol; nucleus
Source: RefSeq, a predicted model, not a curated record
AUGGACGAUUUAAGUGAUCCCAUUGUGGACACCAUUACCAAUACAUGGAGUCAGGAAACCGCUACACCACCAUUCAUGGGAUUGGAAUUUCAUUCCACCUUAUCAUCAUUGAAAUCAUUAACGAAUCCAAAUAACAUGAUGGCUAAAAACAAUAAUUCAAGUAAAUUACAUGUAGAGAGUGUGGAAGAAGGAAUUGCCGUCGUGAAUGAAUUCGGAUUGGAUUUUCUCUUGAUGGAUAUUUCCGUUCAUCAUCAUCAACAACAACAACAAAAUUUACAAAGCAAGAUGAGCUCAUCGGGCAAGACUUCCACCACCGCUACUACUACCACCACCAAUCCAACUCAACUCUCCCACCAACCCAACCAUAAUACCAGCCAUCUCUUAGAUUUGAGGCAAAUUUGCCAAAAACACAACAUUUCAUCCAGACAAUAUCUAUUCCGUACCACCGAUUGGUCCCAUUGCAUGGUCGGUAAAGUCGAUGAAGCAGCAUUCCAAGCAGCCUUUGGAAUUUAUUCACCCACCAACAAAAAGUUACUCUCUUCCGAUAAGCCCUAUGAUGUUCCUGGAUUGGAUGAGUACGCUGCUGCUUCUUCCUCGUCGUCGGCGCCUCUUGAAGGAAAAAAGACCUCUUCAAGCAAACAAAACAAACAACAAUUAACAAAUAAUCAUCAUUCAUCACCAUUUGCCAUUCCAUCCACAGCAGGCACUCUCUCACAAAUUCAUAUGCAAGUUCAAGCUGCCAAGCUCAUUAUUCAACAGGAAUUGCAAUGGGCCACACACCUGUGCAUUCCUGCCGUUCUCUUUCCAGAGCCUCAAAAUAAGGAAAUGGCCAUUGCACUCGCUCAAUUUAUUAAUCUUAUUCUUCCAACAAUGGGAAAUACGGCUAUAUGGGUACGAUUUAGUGUCAACAAUUAUUACUUGUGGAAUUUAGUGAGGACCAUGUGCGAUAGUCACACUUUACUCAUUCCAGUCUUGGAUUUGAAAAAUAAGGACGUGGAAGAAUUAAGCCUAUCACUCAAACAAUCGAGUCAGCAACACGGAGAAAGUGAAAAGAAAAAAAAGAAAACCCAUACAGGUGUCACUCUUGAACAAUAUGCGCCACAGGACACACUGUGGAAUGCAUUCGAAAAACAAACAUUUGGAGCUGAAAAUCCUCUGGUGACAUCUCUUUCUGUUUGGAUCGCCGAAAAUGUGAGAACAAUUAUUUUGAAUUUGGAUCUCUUUUCAAGGCCUGCAAACAAUACCACUUCGUUCCUCCAUGACGAUGUUGCACAAUUCCUUCGAAAAACAUUUAAAUACAACAUUCAAUUGGUUUUGAGUGCAACAGGCUUUGAGAAUGAACCAAGCCCAAAUAUGGCUCUCUAUAAGAGAAUCAUUAUGUCACUCUUUGAAACCAGUUGCAUGCUCACCAAUGUAGAAGUGUUUAGCAAGUCCUUUAGAGAUUUUUUGCAGAGACCUUUACAACCAUUGAUUGACAAUUUAGACAGUCAAACCUAUGAAGUGUUUGAAAGAGACCCCAUCAAAUACAUGCUCUAUGAGAAGGCUGCAGAGAAGGCUCUCUCAGAUUUGUAUGAAGCAAAGAAAAAGAAGGUCUCGAACGAAGAGGAUAUCAAAACUCUACGAGUCAUUGCGAUGGUAUUGGGAGCAGGUCGUGGCCCAAUUGUUAAGGCUGUUUUGAGAGCAGCUCGAACCACCAAAGUCCCAGUUUUGGUGUAUGCAGUGGAGAAGAAUCCUAAUGCCCUAAGUCAUCUCCUCUACUACAAAAAGACCAUUUGGCGAACAUUUACACAAGCUCAUGCAGGUGAAAAUUUGGAAAUUCCAAUUGUUGAAAUUAUUCAAAAAGAUAUGCGUAUGUGGAAUCCUCCUGAGAAGGCAGAUUUAUUAGUUUCUGAAUUAUUAGGAUCGUUUGGAGACAAUGAAUUGAGUCCUGAAUGUUUAGAUGGGGCUCAACGCCUCUUGAAAGAGAACGGCGAAGGAAUUUCCAUACCUGCACGUUACACUUCCUAUUUGAGCCCUCUUUGCAGUUACAAGGUUUGGAGUGAAGUGAAAAAUUUACAAAAAUCGACUACUUUUGAAGCAUCUGCUUUUGAGACUGGAUAUGUUUGCCUGGUUCAUAGAGGUGUUGUUCUUGACAGACCUCAACGAUGUUUUACCUUUAUUCAUCCCAAUCCUCAAGUCACUGAAGCUCUCAAGGAAAGUCUUUGCGAUGAAACUAAUGACACUUUGCAGGUUCCACUUGUGAAUAAUGAUCGAUACGUCUCUCUUCGUUUCAAAUCUCAGCAGAAUGCAGUUGUUCAUGGCCUCAUUGGCUAUUUUGAAUGUCAAUUGUAUAAGGAUGUAUGGAUGAGCAUUUUACCUGAUACUUUUUCUUCAGGAAUGUUUAGUUGGUUCCCAAUUUUCUUCCCUAUUGAAACUCCAGUCAUUGUCAAGAAGGGUGAAGACAUCGGAGUUCAAAUGUGGCGAAACUGUGAUCAUAAUGUCACAAGAAAAGUGUGGUAUGAAUGGUGUGUGACCACCAAUUCGACUUGUUCCAAAAUUCAUAACAGUCAUGGAAAACAUUAUUACAUUUCACUCUAG